This is a messenger RNA of Guyanagaster necrorhizus, 924 nucleotides long. Its product is annotated as prohibitin. Gene Ontology annotation, cellular component: mitochondrion; membrane. The transcript has 8 exons. The record is from RefSeq and is a predicted model, not a curated record. Gene Ontology annotation, biological process: mitochondrion organization. The coding region runs from base 36 to 857 and encodes 273 amino acids. Lineage: Eukaryota; Fungi; Basidiomycota; Agaricomycetes; Agaricales; Physalacriaceae.
GUUGAUAUGUGUUUGGCACCUUCACCUUCACAAUCAUGGCGUUUGCCCAGAAUGCUUCCAGAGUCAUCGUUCCUAUUGCUGUCGCAGCCGUUGCAGUCAGAGCAAGUCUGUACGAUGUUCCGGGUGGUUACCGAGCAGUCAUGUUCGACAGGUUUUCAGGCGUUAAGAGUACGGCUGCACCGGAGGGUACACAUCUCAUGAUUCCGUGGCUCCAGCGGGUGAUUUUAUAUGACUGCCGAAUAAAGCCUCGGAAUAUAUCGACAACAACUGGAUCGAAGGAUCUUCAGAUGGUGUCUAUUACUCUCCGAGUUCUCUCCCGACCCGACAUAGAGCAUCUUCCCAAAAUCUACCAAAGUCUAGGCUUGGACUACGACGAAAGGGUGCUUCCUUCUAUUGGUAACGAGGUGCUGAAAAGCAUUGUUGCCCAAUUCGAUGCAGCGGAAUUGAUUACACAGCGAGAAGUGGUGUCGUCUAGGAUAAGGGCUGACCUUUUGCAGCGUGCUGGGGAAUUCAACAUUGUCUUAGAAGAUGUUUCUAUAACGCAUCUAACGUUCGGAAAGGAAUUCACGCAAGCAGUAGAAGCGAAACAAAUUGCGCAGCAAGAUGCUGAGAGGGCGAAAUUUGUCGUUGAAAAGGCUGAGCAAGAGCGUCAAGCAGCUGUUAUUCGAGCCGAAGGUGAAGCUGCAGCGGCAAAAAUCAUUUCGCAAGCACUUGGGAAGGCUGGUGACGCCUUUGUCACAUUCCGCAAAAUCGAAACAUCUAAGGCUAUCGUCAAUUCGCUUGCCUCUAACCCCAAUGUGUCAUACAUCCCAAGCGGUGGGGGAAACAUCUUGUUGAAUGUUCCGGCAGAUAAGUAGGACAUGUACCGGAUAAAUAGUGUAAUUAAUCAGAAUUGUCCAUCUCAAAUGCUCCGGCUUGCGCUGU